Messenger RNA from Wickerhamiella sorbophila, 939 nucleotides. RefSeq lists its product as hypothetical. The transcript has 2 exons. Lineage: Eukaryota; Fungi; Ascomycota; Dipodascomycetes; Dipodascales; Trichomonascaceae. The record is from RefSeq and is a predicted model, not a curated record. Bases 1 to 939 code for a protein of 312 amino acids.
AUGUCUUUGAGCGAAGCCAGAUCGUCUGGUGAAAGCUUGCAGAGGCGUAGACGCAGCCCGUCCGGGACAGAGGCAAUCGACCGGUCCCGCAACUCGAUUCACGGGCUGAACAGCAUCCUCAACGAGUUUGAGGAGCUCUGGCAGAAAAGUAACUUACACGCGAGGUCUCAGUCGGACGUUCUGCCCGCAACCGACGCGCACCCGCACGAGGCAGACCGCAGAACGUUUUCCGCACCCCUAAAUUACAGCUACAAAAACUACUCGAGCAGCGACUGCUUCGAAACAGCAAACGAAGGCGAGGUACCGUACGUGGCGUCCCCCAUGCAGUCGAGUGACGAAAAUCUAGUGCUGGCUUCGAGCGAGCCCCAGCGAGACCUCCGCAAGCUGUCCUGGUCAGACCACACUGAAGAGGGCGAGGUCCGGCGGCACAUGCCCCGGCUCCGAGACAACCGUGUCUCACUGCACAGCCAUAGAGCAUCUGUCCACGGUGGUUCAAUUGAUCUCAACGAACACACGCCACUCAGAACUCCAUCUAAAGUGCCCAAAGAGCCACCGCCAGCAGUUCCUUCAGUGACCCCUCUAUCGAGCCGGAUCAAGAAAGUAGCACUCCCGGACGACGAUAAAAUGACCAUGCCCACGACGACGACGACGACGACGACUCCCACUCCCACUCCGCAGCGCCGAAAACCAAGCGGCCCAAGGCCAGCCCCCACUCAGGAACGGCCUCCCUUAAUUGAUCUGGAUCAGGGGCAGGUACCCGAGCCACCUCGCAGAUCGUCCAAACGCAAAAUCAAACGCCGAAACUUCCGCCAAAGCAGUAUUGAGAACCUGCUGGAAACCAAGCCAGACUACACGCUCGACGAAUUCAAACUUCCAGCUGCAGAGCGUCAGCUUUUAAAUCGCUUUGUGGAUACCCUGAGCAAAAUCACGGCUCAAUAA